This is a messenger RNA of Folsomia candida, 1573 nucleotides long. RefSeq lists its product as uncharacterized. The record is from RefSeq and is a predicted model, not a curated record. NCBI's taxonomy places the organism in Eukaryota, Metazoa, Arthropoda, Collembola, Entomobryomorpha, Isotomidae. Bases 168 to 905 code for a protein of 245 amino acids. The transcript is spliced from 5 exons.
UAAUUCGGUACUAAAGUUUAUAAAUUUCAUGUAUUCUGAAUUUAAUUUAAAGCAUGUAUUUUUUCAUAAAUCAUAAUUAAUGCACAUGAUUUAAGUUAAGGAACUUUUGAUUUUCGUUGAUUUAUUCCACUUGGAGUCCUCCAGAGUCAAUAUACACGCGUCUUAAAAUGAAUAAUUCUGGAGUCAUCUUUUUUAUGACACUUGUAAUAGUUACUUUUUACUAUUUGCAUUUACUUAACGUAAAAAACAAUCGCGUGUCGUCCCAAUCGUCUGCGACACGGUAUCCACCCCAAGAGGUGGUAGAAGCCAAACCUGUCGCUGAAAAUUGGGAGGUCUCGAAGAAUGGCUAUUGGGUGGGUCAGGGUGCCGUUAAGGGUCAUAAUUUUGACGCUCCACUGGCCGAAGGAAUGCUAAAAUUUUUGCAAUCUGAAGGUUGCAAAACCAUAUUGAAAUUGGGGUCUGGGACUGGUGCUUAUGCUAGAUUCAUAAAGAAGCACGACAUCCACGUGUCCUGCUAUGAUGGAAAUCCGUCCACCCAAGAAAAUACUGAGGGGACUUGCGGCGUCCUAGACUUUAGUAAGGCUCUAGAUUUGUCUCCAGCAGAGUGGGUCAUUUCACUCGAAGUGGGCGAGCACAUUCCUGCCGAGUUCGAAUCCGUUUUUAUACAAAAUAUAAAGCAACACGCGAAAAAUGGUGUGAUCUUGAGUUGGUCUGUCGAAGGACAAGGAGGAGUUGGACAUGUGAACAACAGAAACAAUGACUACAUUCGUAGCUUGUUUCAUCAAAGUGGAUAUGCUUCAGAUUACAGAGCGGAGGUCACACUGAGAAAAGUAGCAACUUUACCUUGGUUUAAAAAUACGUUAAUGGUUUUCAAGAAAAAAAAUUUAGCAUGUAACACUCCGUGAUUGCCUGUCAAACCGGACUUUUAAGAUUUUGGAACAAGGGUUCCACGUAAUUGUGCUUCUCCCUUUUUUGAACCGGGUUGUCUAAGUUGUCGCAAGUUUUCGUAGUCUUGAUAUGGAUGGGGUGCAAAAACCUAAAUCUGAAUUAAAAUAUUUAUACCAACAUGAUUAGAACAGGAAAGCCUUGACUUCAUUUAUGCAUAUAAAUAUUAGUUCUUUUCACUUACAAUGGAAGUCUUCCAGUGUUUGCUCCCCGAUAUUGACCAAAUUAGUGUCAAUCAAUCACAAAUUGAAUUAAUAUUAGCAAAAGAUAAGAUCUGCAAAUACUCAGGUUUAGCGGAGAUAUUUGCAUCGAAAUAGUAAAAAAAUGCGCCCUAAAGUUGACAAAGUUUACACGUUCCAAAUUUACUUGUUUUCUCCUCUCCGGAUGGAAAUAUAUCUGCCACACCUGAGCAUUGGCAGAUCGUCUCUUUUACAAAUUCUAUAUUUAAUUAAACUUGGAUCGAUUGACACUAAUUUGGCCAACAUCGAAGAGUAUUCGCUGGGACACCUCAAUUGUUAGUUUUUGUAUUUAAUUCUUAUACGUUCCUAUUGCUGGAUAUGAAAAUAUUCUAAUCUAAGAUUGUUGAAGCAUCAAAGUUACAAUGACUACUAAUAAAUAUUCAUUUCAC